AUGGCUAACCCAAUCUACAAUGCCCCUGUUGAAGGCCUGCCAUUCUUUUCGCCUCAGCAUGCCAAUUCGCCUGGAUCUGCCAUUGAACUGAACGCCGAUACUCCGACUCUCUUUAAGCCACUCAAGAUUCGCAGCAAGACACUUCGCAAUCGAAUCGUUGUUGCUCCCAUGUGCCAGUACAGCGCUGCCGACUCUGGGCCACUGGAAGGUGCCUUGACACCAUAUCAUACUGUUACUCUCGGCCACUAUGCCCUCAAAGGCGCGGCACUCGUCUUUAUUGAAGCUACUGGAGUGCAACCCAACGGCCGCAUCAGCGCCAACUGCCCGGGCCUGUGGAGCGACGCUCAGAUUGACGGUGUAAAGGCCGUUGCCGACUUCAUCCAUGGCCAAGGUGGUCUUUGCGGUCUACAGCUCGCCCAUGCUGGAAGGAAGGCCAGCUGUGUUGCCCCAUUCAUCGCCAUGAAGCAGGGUCUCCGGAAUGUGAGAGCCACGAAAGAUGUCGGCGGCUGGCCGGAGAAUGUUGUUGGACCUUCAGGUGGCGAUUCUGAGGUAUGGGAUGGGAAGAGUAUUGAUGACCCAAAGGGUGGCUACUGGGCGCCGAGGGAACUCUCCAUCUCCGACAUCCAUGAGCUUGUCCAAGAUUGGGGCAAGGCAGCUGCUCGAGCAGUCAGGGCUGGCGUUGACGUUCUGGAAAUUCACGGUGCUCAUGGUUACCUCAUCAACCAAUUCUUAUCCCCAGUGACCAACAAACGAACCGACCAGUAUGGCGGAUCUUACGAGAACAGGACGAGAUUCCUGGUCGAAGUGAUCAAAUCUGUUAGGGCCAACAUUCCCGACACAAUGCCGCUAUUCCUCAGACUCAGCACGACAGAGUGGCUAGAGAACACUGACGUAGGGAAGAAGCUGGGAAGCUGGACCAUUGAUGACACGAUUCGACUUGCCAAAAGCCUUCCUGAUCUUGGUAUCGACCUCCUCGAUUGCUCCUCUGGGGGCAAUCAUCCAGACCAGCAGCUGAACCCAUUUGGUACCGACGCAAAAGACUAUCAAACGAAGCUGGCAGCCCAAAUCCGGAAGGCAGUCAGGUCCGAAGGGAACAACCUUCUCAUUGGCGCCGUGGGAUUGAUCACCGAAGCCGAGCAGGCCAGAGACAUUGUAGAAGAAGCUACAAUCAAAGAGGAGGCGGAAGCUGUGAAGAAGAUGACUGAGCCUGGCAAUGGCAAAGAGCCAAUGGCUGAUGUCGUUCUCGUUGCACGCCAGUUUAUGAGAGAGCCGGAGUGGGUACUGAGAGUGGCAGCACAGCUCGAUCUUGAUGUUGCUUGGCCCAGCCAGUUCCUCAGAGUUCGAAUCCCGAAGUUGUAA
This is a messenger RNA of Zasmidium cellare ATCC 36951, 1359 nucleotides long. RefSeq lists its product as uncharacterized. The record is from RefSeq and is a predicted model, not a curated record. Gene Ontology annotation, molecular function: NADP binding; NADPH dehydrogenase activity; FMN binding. Gene Ontology annotation, cellular component: intracellular anatomical structure. NCBI's taxonomy places the organism in Eukaryota, Fungi, Ascomycota, Dothideomycetes, Mycosphaerellales, Mycosphaerellaceae. The transcript is spliced from 2 exons. Bases 1 to 1359 code for a protein of 452 amino acids.